AUGGCCCGCUUUCCAUUUGGCAAAAGGAAACUGAAGAUUCAGGACCCUCCGGCCACUCCACCCCUGAACGAACCUUCCUCCUCCGUGGCCUCCCCAUCCGCUGACUCCGAAUACCGCCAUUCGUACUUGUCCAAGUCGCCUGCCCUGAAACCGGCCAUUUCCCUUCCUGCUCCCGGCUCCCACCCAAUGCCUGAUACCGUCGACGACCACAUUGACGAUUACCCUGAAGCCUCGGCUCCUUUGGGCCCGGCUCCUGGCAACGCUUCUACGCCCUGGCGGAGACACAAGCUCUACGACUCCCCAUUCCCUCGCUACAGACACUCGGUUUCCCAGGUUGCCUCGGAGAAAAACGAGAUCUUCCUCAUGGGAGGCUUGAAAGAGGGCAAUGUGUUCGGUGAUACGUGGAAGAUUGUGCCUCACGCCUCGGGCGCCAACAUUGACCGCUUUACCGCCACCCACAUUGAGGUGGUCAAUAAGAACAACCCUCCAGCUCGUGUGGGGCAUGCCUCUGUCUUGUGUGGUAACGCCUACAUCAUCUACGGCGGUGACACUGUCGACACAGACUACAAUGGUUUCCCCGACGACAACUUCUACAUGUUCAACAUCAACAACCACAAGUACACCAUUCCUCUGCACAUUUUGAACAAGCCCCGUGGCCGCUAUGGCCACUCAAUUGGCGUUGUGUCGGUGUCGCCUACUUCCUCGAGAUUGUACUUGUUUGGCGGUCAAUUGGAGAACGAGGUGUUCAACGACUUGUACUACUUUGAAUUGACCGAGUUCAAGCUGGCCAAGGCCCGCUGGGAGCUUGUUGAGCCUCUCAACUCCUUCAGUCCUCCUCCUUUGACAAACCACUCCAUGUGUGUGCACAAAAACAAGAUUUAUGUGUUUGGUGGUGUCUACAACAACGAAAAGGUGUCCAAUGACUUGUGGUGCUACGACACUUUGAUCAACAAGUGGCUGCAGAUCGAUACCACUGGUACAAUCCCCUUGCCGGUGAAUGAACACUCGGCGGUGAUUGCCAACGACCACUUGUAUGUCUACGGUGGUAACGACUUUGCUGGUAUCAUUUACGACACCUUGUACGCUUUGGACUUGCACACUUUUAAGUGGUCCAAAUUGAGCAGAGAUUUCGCUGCUAGUGGCCCUGGUCCUCGCUGUGGCCACACCAUGACUUUCUUGCCCAAACUCAACAAGCUUAUUAUUAUGGGUGGUGACAAAAACGACUAUAUUUCUUCCGACCCUGACAGCUAUGAUACCCACGAAGAGCUCGAGGGCACUGAGCUCGGAACUAUGAUUUUUGAGUUGGAUCUUCAUGUCGCCGACCACUUUUUGCGUGGUGGCUCAGGAAAGAAGGCCGCUUCUGCCAUUGGCUCUGCUUACGGCAGAAGAACCACAUCGCCUGGUCCCGAGGAGGGUGGACGUCACCGCAGAAGCUUCAGCGCUGGCCCCGAAGACUUCCGCACUCCAACUGCUUCAGUUGAGCGUAUUCCUCGCUCUCUUGAUCCAAAGCUGAGUGCUUCAGAGCAAUUCGAACCCGCCUACACUCCUCAAAGACAGCCUUACAGCAGAAGUAGCACAGCCGGUGGUGACUUUGUCGAUGUUGACAUUCCCUCCUCUGCCAUUUCCCAAAAAGAUGGUGUGUCUGACUUGGAAGGCGCUCGUGAAAAGUAUCUCGCAGAGACAGAGUCACCAUACAAGAAUGGCCAUGAUGAUUCAGUUGUGAGCGAAACAACACCAUUCGACAACUUGAGAUCAGAAAACAACGAGACACCUAUUUUGUCAAAAGACUUUGCUCGUGACAUUGACGUCAACCCUGACGCGAUUACCACCGAACAACCAAAGGAUCUAGAGGAACCAACUCCUAAUGGCGGUCGUAACAUUGGCUCUUUCACUCCCCAGGAUGACACCAAGCUCAAGAGAGUUAUUGCUGAUCUUAAUAAUGAGAUUGCGCAAUUGAAGCAGUCCACCAAGGCAGAAUUGGAGUCCACCUCUGCCAGAUUAAGAUCCUUGGAAGAAGAGAAUUCCUCCCUCAAAGACAACUAUGAGAAAGCCAUUACUGAGAAGGAUGCCAUGAUUGAUGAGCUCAGGCGGUCGAUCGACCCUGCUGACUUGGAAAUUGCUGAAGGCGCCGACGCCGACGCUGUGAGUCAGACGACUUCCAAGAGAGGCUUCACAGAAUUGACCAAGUACAAAUUGGAUCGCUUGGAAUUGAGAAAUAGACUAGUAUUCUUGGAGAAGGAGAAUGCCGAGUACCGUGCUAGAUUCGAGCGUUUCGAGCCUUUCAUGGAGAAUCAGAUUGGUGAGUUGAACACCUUGCAAAAGGUAAUUGAGGGCCAGGAAAACAAGAUUGAAACUUUGACCGCUCAAAUCGUGUCAGAGGAGGCUUUGCACAAGGAAAUUACCGAAUGGAAGCACAAAUACGAAGAAUUGAGGCUUGAGCAUGAGAACUUCAAAGCCGUUCACGCGGAAGUUGUUCCGGAAGAUGGUGAGGGAGAUGAAACCUCUCGUUCCAUUGGCGGUCACUCCAAGCUUAGUGCUCAUUUGGCUAACUUGACUUCCUUGUGGAAGGACGCCAAGCGUCAAGACUCUGACGCUCGUCUGAUGACGAGUGAAGAAAACGCCACUAUCUCCAAGUUGCAGAAACAGAUCGACGAGUUGAUGGCUACAUCUAAGACACAGCACGCGGGCUCUUCGGCCGAAGUCAAGGCAUUAGAGGAGGAAUUGACCAACAAGUUACAAUCAUUGCGUACCUUUGAACAGAACUACCGCGAUGCCUUGCAAUCCGUCAACAACACCAGUAAAGCUCUUGAGCUGUCUCACGAGGAGUUGAGAAACCAGAAGUUGACCAUUGAAAAGUUAAUCAAGGAGAACAAUGAAUUGAAGUUGUUUAAGAAGGCAAACAGGAGAGUGUCUUCAAAGAGCCCUCUCGUUGACUCGAAUGGAGACUCUCCUGCUCCAGGCACCCCAGCUGAAGAGGCUGGUGAGGCAGCUGAAACUGAUGAUGAGGACGGCGGCUUCACCAAGGCUCAUUACAACAUGAAGCUUAAGGACUUGGAAGCUGACUUGUACAUCUUGAAACAAGAAAAGGAACAAUUGAACGAUACUGUUGCCUCUUUGAAGAAGGAGUUGUACCUAGCCAAAAACUCCUCUUGA
This is a messenger RNA of Candidozyma auris, 3153 nucleotides long. It is a transcript of the gene KEL1, whose product is annotated as Kel1p. Lineage: Eukaryota; Fungi; Ascomycota; Pichiomycetes; Serinales; Metschnikowiaceae. The record is from RefSeq and is a predicted model, not a curated record. The coding region runs from base 1 to 3153 and encodes 1050 amino acids. The transcript has a single exon. Gene Ontology annotation, molecular function: protein binding.